Messenger RNA from Eupeodes corollae, 2187 nucleotides. RefSeq names its product cell division cycle protein 16 homolog (gene Cdc16). The record is from RefSeq and is a predicted model, not a curated record. Gene Ontology annotation, biological process: cell division. Lineage: Eukaryota; Metazoa; Arthropoda; Insecta; Diptera; Syrphidae. The transcript has a single exon. Gene Ontology annotation, molecular function: protein binding. The coding region runs from base 110 to 2095 and encodes 661 amino acids.
UGUUUACAAAGUGACAGAAAUAGAAAUAGUAAAACAAAUUUCAAGCAAUUCACUUCACCGGUUUUUGCUUUUGGAAUUAUUAAUUAAAUUAUACUAACAAUUUAAAACUAUGACCGGCUUUAUUAACAUCGAAGAAUGCCGCAAACUAGUGAAAUUCUUCAUAGACAUGCGGCGUUAUAAUACGGCUCUAUUCUGGGCCGAAAAGGUGUCCCUAAUGAGUGAGAAUGAUCCCAGAGACAUUUACAUGCAAGCCAAUUGCAUGUUCCUGCUGAAAGAAUAUCAACGGGCUGUCUAUACCAUCAAAUACCAUGGCCUGGAAAAGACUAACAUAAUAUGCUUCUAUUUAGUUCUUGAAUGUCUCUUCGAGUCCAAGGAAUACAACGAAGCCAUAACUCUUAUGAACUCCACAGACUUUGAAUUCCUAUCGUCGUCUUUUAUCAAUAAGUCGUGCAUAGUCGGUGACAACAGCAGCAUCUGGUUGGAUGAAAGCAACAAGAACAACGUCCUCGCCUCGAUUAUCUACUUUAAAGGUAAAAUCUAUGAAGCUAUGGACAAUCGUGAUCUCGCCGUUGAUUUCUAUGCCCAAGCUCUGCACAAGUCUGUGUUUUGUUUUGAGGCGCUGGACGCCCUAACUCAACAUGAUAUGCUCAUGGCAAGUGAAGAAAAUGAAUUGCUCCAGCAUCUGCCAUUCUACCAACAGUGCACAGAAGCCGAGACCAAACUCGUUUCGGCUCUAUAUUCCAGCAAAUUGAAAAAGUAUUACGAAACCGAUGGAUCGGAUAUGAAUGCCGAAAGUCUGGCGAACAGCCGCUUCAGCAAAUUCAAAUCUAUAAAAGAUCUUACUGGAAAAAUAAUGAAAACUCUGCCGCACGAAGUUCAGCUAAAUAAGACAAAAAUUUCAAAUCUCGUCGCUCCAGGAGGACCACCAACAAACAUUCUAUCACCCGCUAAUAAGCUUCUCGAGGAUCUGAAGAAUGUUCAGACGUCGUUUUUCAACAACAGCCUGUCGAAGGCAUAUCCCAACGAUGGUGACUCGAAUCGCAUGAACUUCAGCACUCUCAACACAACCAAGGAAUCAGACGAAGCCAACAUGAUACCAUUGUCCGCUUGUUUAGCUAGAAUCGAAAAGAGCACUGACCUGCUGGCCGGCAAAGCGUUGAAACUCUUCUACAACUGUGAAUACAAACACUGUUUGCAGGUUUUAAACGAGUUACUCAAGAUCGACCCACACCACCGCGAUGGAUUAACCGUCCAGAUUGGUUGUCUGGUCGAACUUAAAGAUUGUAGCAAACUCUUCUAUUUGGCACACAAACUGGUCGAUAACUACCCCGAGAAGGCCUUGUCCUGGUACGCUGUUGGUUGCUACUACGAUUUGAUUGGCAAGAGCGACCCAGCAAGGCGUUAUCUCCUCAAGGCAACAUCGCUUGAUCGCCUCUAUGGUCCAGCGUGGUUAGCCUAUGGCCAUUCAUUUGCCAAGGAGAACGAACACGACCAAGCUAUGGCAGCUUACUUCAAGGCUACGCAGCUGAUGCGGGGCUGUCAUUUGCCACUUCUGUAUAUUGGCGUUGAAUGUGGAAUGACGAAAAACCUCGAAUUGGCUGAGCAGUUCUUUUACAAAGCCCUUUUUGUCGCCCCACUCGACGUAUUCAUUCUGCACGAAUUGGGCAUAAUAAAGUACGAAUACCAGUGCUAUGACAGUGCUGAGGAUAUUUUCCGGGCCACAGUGGAAAUUGUAACCGCCCGCUCGAAUAAAAAUAUGGAAGACAUAUCUCCGAAGUGGGAGUCGUUAUUCAAUAAUCUCGGUCACUGUUGCAGGAAAAACAAAAAGUACGAAGAAGCACUGAAACACCAUCAAUUCGCGUUAUUGUUGAAGCCACAAUCGGCCCAGACAUACACAGCCAUCGGAUAUAUUUACGCUUUGAUGGGAAAUCUCGAGGAAGCCAUUGUGAAUUGUCACAAGAGUCUGGCUUUGAAUAGAGAUUGUGUGGUAACAUCAACGAUUUUGAAGAAUUGCAUUGAAGAUCAUAUGGAGAGUCAGAAUGAGUCUGAGGACGAGGAAACGAUGCUUAAUAAUUGCAAGCAGAAAAAUAUUUAAAUUUAUGGGAAAUUAAAAUGUUAAGAUUAAUUGUAACUUACUAUUAUGCCUUGUUAAAGAAAAGAACAAAAUAAUAAGAUUAUGAAAAAUUA